Schistosoma rodhaini is the source of this 1948-nucleotide messenger RNA. Lineage: Eukaryota; Metazoa; Platyhelminthes; Trematoda; Strigeidida; Schistosomatidae. The record is from the annotation of a GenBank genome assembly.
CUUUUAGUGAACAGGACGUGUUCGAUAACUUGAUAGUUUCCAUCAACAGAUAUUUUUCAUUUUUACUCCAGAUUGUGACGGAAAUACAUAGUUUGAGUCUAAAAAGCAAUGAAGGAUAGAAGAACAGACUACAUGCACAUACUAAUUUGGUACUCUCGGACAAUUUCAUUAUGAGCCUGAAGUUUCAAGGAUUCAAGCACCUUAAAACCUUCGGUCUAUCUGAGACUUGCUAUCGUAGGGGGUUUGUCCACCAUGCAUUGCUCGAGGUACCUCUUUAUUAUCAAUAUCUGUCAUUAAUGCAAAAUGGUGGGAUAAUCUCCACCAAACUGUAGCUCAGUGACCCGGCUUAACGAAUCAAAGGACCUGAACCCAUUAUAUUUAGAAGAGAAUGAUCCUUAUACCUUAUGAAAGUAUGUAGAACCUUCUGUAGCUUCUCGAAGCUGUUGUUGGAUAGAUGUGAUAGAUUGUUCUAUCAUGGAUUGAUGUCAGUUACCAAUGUCGUUUUAUUUGUCAUUUACCCUUACACUUGUAGUUUCGUGUGUGAUAGACUUCUGCCGUAAACAAAUAUUGUAACUUUAAUACUGGACGAAAACAUAACUAUGGAUCGAUCAAUGGAUUGAGAGAGGUGACUUUCACAAGGCCCUGUCAUAUCAAAACAACAUUCACUCGGCUUUCAGGAAUUACCUACUAACCAAUAUAGACAUCUUUUACAUUAGGGACGGUUAUAUACACGCUGGUCAAGUCCUUCCAGCCCAAACUAUUCUACAGCCGUUGCAACAGCCUUUGAUAAUGGAUGCAAACGGUGCCGCUCAACCAACUACGUUCGCUGUUCAGGCUAGCGAUGGUAGCCUGAUUCCCGUUCAACUAGCUACGUCUGCUGGUGGGGGUCAGGUCAUCAUGUUCCUUCCAAGUGCAGCUCAGCAAACAAUAUACACAACUCAACCUAUAGUGUCUGCUGCAACCACUUCUUUAGACGCUAACCUUACAUCGGCCCAAGGGCAGAUUAUAGGGACAACUGUUGAAGACGAAACUCACAUACUUCAACAAUUACAGCAGUCUUCACAAGUCCAAGUUAUUCACCAGACCCAGUCUGGAUUAUCUCAAGCCGUUUCAAACACUCAAGUUGUUCAGGUUUCUAGUCCGCAACCUGAAACUGCUAUAGGUCAGCAGGGAAUGUCCACACAAGCAUCCUCAACAAUAUCACCUGGUCUUACUCCUGGCGGCGAAGAACCUCUUUACGUUAAUGCUAAACAGUACCACAGAAUUCUAAAGCGUCGCCAAGCACGAGCGAAAUUAGAAGCACAAGGUCGCAUUCCGAAGGAAAGACGGAAGUAUCUUCAUGAGUCCAGGCAUAAACAUGCUAUGAACCGCAUACGAAGUUCUGGUGGUCGGUUCUUUUCUGUACCGUCUUAUUCUGAUGCAAAUAACAGUACUGCCUCGACCUCUUCCAGUAAUUCAUCAGCGAUAACAUCCUUCCAAACAAAUGAGGAUUGUAAAACUAAGAUUUUGUCUAACUGAUAUCCUAAUUGUACGCUGCUAAUUUCCUCAUGGAUUCAACUUGUUGACAAUCCGGAAAACGAUCCACCCUACUUAGAUAUUAAAAUAUGUUAAAUUACUACAAACUGGAGUACUAAGUAUAUUCACAUUAUUGCCUGGAUAAACAUUGGUAAUGAUUAUGUGACUUUUGGAGAUGCCCAUAUUGAUUAUCACGUCAUUAUUAUCAUUGUUACCAUAACCUCAGUUCUGUACACAUCUAUUUUCUAUAUAGUAUUUCCUAUAUUUUCCCCAUGCUUGUCUGUAAAUAUUUAUUACGACUUGAAACUUUUUCCCAUGAAGUUGAAUCUUUUGUUUUAACUUUACUGUCUUUAUAUUUACGAUACUAAUGAUCUAAUUUACACAAAGAUAAAUACACUCGUUUUUCUUUUUUAUUAGAAGAAAAUAUUUUUUC